AUGUCUCUCGCCGCUCUCCUCAUCCCCGUUCUGGCCAGCGGCGUCCAUGUAGCCGCGCAACACAUGACGCUGCCUCUCAUCAACUACGGCGAGGUUGUAAACGCCCUCAACCCUACCGACUCGGGCUACCAGUUCUGCACCGUCGCGGCCUCCUUCGUGUCGGGCUGCAUCGCGGAGGUGGGAGGGUCCGAGGCGCUGUCGACUGCGAAUCCGCUCAAGCUGGCGGCGUGUGCUUGUUGUGUUGGGACGACUGAUGUAGCUCCCGUCUACAGCACUUGCGCCGACUAUCUCAGCUCGGAGGCGCCUCAGCUGGGCUCGCAGAUCUCCGCCUACGACUAUCUCUACACCGUCUGCGGAGGCUCUCCCGAAGUCUGCCGCGGCCAAGCCGGUGCAACGGCCACCGGAGAGCCCCCCAAAACAUCUGCUGCGUCCCAAUCCUCCCGCAUCCAGUCCUUACCUUCCAAGUCAACCCCCUCGCCGGCCUCCACCCCAAGUAGCAGCGUUCCGGCAGAAACAUCGCGCGUGACGGCGGAGGGAUCGACCGUUGAGUCCACCAGGGCUUCUUCCGCAACCGGGGCAUCGGGAAGUGCUGCGUCUCGAACGGCUUCUGGCACGACGAAUACGUCUCCCGUAAUCACGCUCGCUUCUGCGUGUAUCCAGAUGGUGGGCAUUUUCCAGGAGUGUACGAGUGCAACGCCUUCUUUUACGGAUCUGCCGUUCGGAGAGCAGGCUUACUGCUAUUGCUGCCGCACUGCGUUGGAUGGCCAUGUUACGUGGACCGAUGAGAUUGAGACAUAUGCUUCGACAUGUUUAGACUGGGCCGCCACCGCGGGCAAAGGAGAGCCCGAAACCGCCUCCAACGUGGCCAAGACGAUGGCUACGUUCUGUGACCACUUCAGCGACGUCUGCACCAUCUCCUCGACGACGACCGCUCCCUCGAGUUCGACUGCGACGGAUGACAGCUCUUUCCCUCCUCCCGAUGCGACGGGCGACUCGACUGCUUCGGGUGGUCCAGCUACUGUUACUGUGACUCGGGCUGCGACUACGACGACAUCGGGCAAUGCGGCGCCGACUGCUCGUGUUGGCCUGGCGGCCGGUGUGCUUGCGAUAGCCGGCUUUGUUGCGAUGGUGUAA
This is a messenger RNA of Trichoderma citrinoviride, 1134 nucleotides long. RefSeq lists its product as hypothetical. The coding region runs from base 1 to 1134 and encodes 377 amino acids. Lineage: Eukaryota; Fungi; Ascomycota; Sordariomycetes; Hypocreales; Hypocreaceae. The transcript is spliced from 4 exons. The record is from RefSeq and is a predicted model, not a curated record.